This is a messenger RNA of Closterium sp. Naga37s-1, 663 nucleotides long. The record is from the annotation of a GenBank genome assembly. NCBI's taxonomy places the organism in Eukaryota, Viridiplantae, Streptophyta, Zygnematophyceae, Desmidiales, Closteriaceae.
AUGGCGUGUAUCCAGGCUGUCGCGUCCUUGCCAUCAAGAGUCACAUUGAAUCUUCCCGCUGCUUCCAGUGGCCAGCGUAGCGUCGUCGUCUGGCCAGUCAGAAGCCAACGCCUGGUUGCCGUCUGCGCGGCUCGUUCCCCCAAGUCCACCGAUGCCGCUCCCGCGCGUCGCCCCGCCUCCGCGCCGUUCCGCCUGCUCUCCGCGCCGGUGGCGGCGCUCCCGCUGGUGCUGGCGUUCGUGGAGGCGGAGCUGCCCAACGCCAUGGACACCUUCACGGCGCUCUCCGACUUCCACAUCACCGAGCCCGCCUUCAAGGCCUUCUACAUGAUCUUCACGUGCGUCUUCUGCUGGGGCGCGCUCGUCUUCGGCUCCAUGAACGACGAGUACUACGAGAGUGACGAGUACCGCAAUGCGGGCGGCAACGGCACCCAGUUCUGGAUCUACCAACGGGUGAGUCGCCGGGCCGGGCCGGCUACAGCUGCUCACACACUUACUCUCGCUUUCACCAACCCUUUUCUUGAUUGCGAGACUGUUCUAUCACACACCCCUUCCCUCCCUGCUGCCCGCCCUCCUCCUGCUGCCCUCCCCUCCCGUGCUGCCCUUCCCCCUUUCCCUCCUCUCCCCUGUUGCCCUACCCUCAUCUGCUGCCCUUUCUCCCUUUGA